AUGUCUCAAGAACAAGUAUCAGAUGCUCUGAAGGAGCCCACAACAGACCCAGUGAACACAGAGGAAGUGGGACAAGAAGAAGACGACCUCGAAGACAUUUUCGAAGAUGACGACUUCGACCUCGACGGCCCGGAGACCAGGUCCUUCAACCGACAAACUGCCAACGGACCAGCAGGCGCCGUUUCAAGAUCAAGCAAGCCCUCAGCAAACACACAGGCCAACGUCGACGAUCAAAUAUCUGCACUCUCGAAGCACGCCGCCAAGAUCCGCCUCGACGAUGUCAAGCAAACCCAGGACCGUGACAAGGACAAGGCCGACCGCGCCACGAGCGAACUCGUGUUGGACCAGCGCACCCGAAUGAUCCUUCUGCAGAUGAUCAACCGUGGCAUCGUCUCCGAGGUCCACGGCGCAAUCAGCACAGGCAAAGAAGCGAACGUUUACGGCGCCGUGCUGCACCCAGACGAUGGCUCCGAGCCAGCACAGAAGGCGAUCAAGAUCUACAAGACAGCGAUUCUGGUCUUCAAAGACCGCGAGAGGUACAUCACUGGAGAGCACCGCUUUAAGGGCGGCUCGGAGAAGGGAAACAACCGGAAGAUGGUCAAGCUGUGGGCUGAGAAAGAAUUCCGGAAUCUGAGGAGGAUCUACUCUGCCGGCAUCCCAUGUCCAGAGCCGAUCUCGCUGAAACUGCACGUACUGGUUAUGAACUUCUUGGGAGACAAGAAGGGAUGGGCAUAUCCAAGAUUACGGGAUGCUCAGGUGUCGAGUGAUGACGAGUGGAGGGACCUUUAUAUUCAGCUGCUCGGCAUUAUGCGGCGAAUGUACCAGGUCUGCAGGCUUGUGCACGCCGAUCUGAGCGAGUACAACAUUCUUUACCACGACCGCACACUAUACAUCAUUGAUGUGUCUCAGAGCGUCGAGCAUGACCAUCCUCGAUCACUCGAGUUUUUGCGCAUGGACAUCAAGAACGCAGGCGAUUUCUUCCGGCGAAAAGGAGUCGACACCCUGGCUGACCGCACAGUCUUCGAUUUCAUCAUUGAAUCGCAGGGGCCAGUCGAGGAAGCUGAGAUGAGGAAAAGCAUCGAAGUGCUUUACGAAAGCAGACCUGCGGUUGGCGAAGACGACCAAGCUAUCGCAAACCUCGAGGUAGACAACGAGGUGUUCAGAAACCAGUAUAUCCCACAAACGCUCGAGCAGGUGUACGACAUCGAGGCAGACGGUCAGAAGCUUGGCACAGGACAGGGUGACUCGCUCGUGUACCGAAGCCUCCUCGCUGAUCAGGUGGUGCUCUCUAAGGACGACAAGGGCACAGGCGAGGCUGCGGACGGCAGCGCUGGCUCGGAUGACGAGUCUGACGACGGCGCAUCGUUGAAUGAGAGCGGGAGUGAAUCCGGCGAAGAUGAUAGUCGGCCACGGGGAAAGAGGUUUCUUGACAAAGACGAGAAAAGGGCCCACAAACAGGCAGUAAAAGAGUCAAAACGUGAGAAGAGGAAAGAGAAGAUGCCCAAGUCUGUCAAGAAGAAACUGACUUCUCUUUGA
Diaporthe amygdali is the source of this 1536-nucleotide messenger RNA. RefSeq names its product serine threonine-protein kinase rio1. Gene Ontology annotation, molecular function: ATP binding; protein serine/threonine kinase activity. The transcript is spliced from 3 exons. The coding region runs from base 1 to 1536 and encodes 511 amino acids. Gene Ontology annotation, biological process: maturation of SSU-rRNA. Gene Ontology annotation, cellular component: preribosome, small subunit precursor; cytosol. The record is from RefSeq and is a predicted model, not a curated record. NCBI's taxonomy places the organism in Eukaryota, Fungi, Ascomycota, Sordariomycetes, Diaporthales, Diaporthaceae.